AUGCGAUACUGCCAGGCUGAGUCUUGCGCCAUCAUCCGCACUCCAAGCGCUAUCUCAACAGCCAGCAGAACAACCCCAGAAAUUGUGUCGCGGCAGCAUCAUGAGAGCCUUGAGCUGAACAAUUCAUCCACGCGACAUGGCUCAAUGCAAGACAAAACAUCGCGUAGCUGCGAUAUUCGAUGUUGGCCACAGUUGUGUGUGCUUGCUUCUGUGUCACCUCCUGAGUCCUGCAUGCUCAUGUUAUCAAUCUUACUUGAAUUUAUCAUCUCGUUUUGUUCCGCUCCAGCCACCCCAUCCUUCGAGGCCUCUGCCUACGUCACCUCCACAAUGGAGCAUCGUCCUCUCGCUGACCACUCUUCUGCAUUACGCCGAUAUGUCCACGAAACAGAUUCCUGCCUGUACGCCCGAAUAUCGGCAGCCAACGGUUCUGACCGAGAGCGAUUCUACGUUGACUACCAUGAACCCCAGCUUCACACCGUUCAACAAGAAGUCUCCCGUCGAGAACCAAGCGAAGUCGAGCGAUUCCCAUUCCUCUGCGUCUUCCAUUUUGCAGGCUGCGAUAAGAAGUUCGAGAAUAAAAGGGACUGGAAGGACCAUGUUGUGUCCCAGCAUCUGAAACUAGACCGGGUGCUCUGGGAGUGCAAUGAACCCGGCUGCACGCAUACCGAGCGCACUCGUCGGCAGAGGCAAUUCUUCCUACCGGCCGAGGAUAAAACCCUACGAUUGAAGGACUACAACGGUACAGGUACGCUCUUCGCCAACAAGCACGAUUUCCGAACGCAUCUUAUCAACCGUCACCGACGGACCAAGCUGCACGACAAAAAGGAAGAUAUAAACAAGGUUCUCGACAAAGAGGUGCAAUGGCUCCUAGACCGUCAAGACUCGUCGAUGCGCAUGUUAUAUGGACUGCCUCAAGACCUUGUCUGUCCAAUGCCCGAAUGCGCAUCGGUGCGGUUUGUUGGUACUACGGCUUGGGAUCGACGGCUCAACCACGCUGCUGAACACUUUCUUGCCAACCCACAAUGCUUGAAUGUUUUUGGUGGCGAGCUGGACGCUGAGCUUGUACAAUGGGCAUCCAGCGAUGAAGUCGGCAUCCAUAAGAUGGCGCCAAAUGCUCGCCUUGCACAACAUGACUGCACCAAAUCGAUCGCAGACAGUGGCUACAGCAGCAUGCCUGGUAUACCACCUCAACCGAACCUUUCACAGCCGGGCGAUUCAUCCCCCGUGGUGCCCUCCAAGAUCCCAGAGUGGAGCGAUGCCACAUUCCAUUACAGCAGCAUGGAGGAACUAUACCUGAGUGCAUUGCCAGGCUGUAUGGGAGGCUGGGUUCAAGAUCAUGAGUGUCUGGAACCUUUGAUUGACGAAGAAAGCAGUUCUUCAGCAUACCAGUCUUUCCAGGAAUGGCGGUCCCAAUACGAGUCCAUGGAGGACGAUAGUGUCCUCAAUACCUCCCAAGACUCGGACUCUAGUGAUGAGUCUGAUGGAACGCCUGACGAGAAUCCGGAGACUGCGGCUGUUAUGCAAUGGUUCCAUGGAUGGCUUCGGCAAUGGCUGGCGCCGCUGACACAGGAGAGACCCAGCGGAAAUGGUAGUAGCCAGGCUACCGCAUCUCAAAGCCAAACCAGCUCCAGUUCCAGCACGCAGAAGAAGAAAGGAACCGGCCGGCCUCGCCGUGUCCCAAAGCGCAAGCGAGGCAAUGACGGCGAAGACGAUGGCAAUGAAGAGAGUCCCAAAUCUCAACGUGUUGAUGGAGGUCAGCAGACACGAAUGCUUGCCUGUCCGUACUUCAAGCGGAACCCGCGAAAAUACGGUCGGCCAGAAUGGAAGAGCUGCGCACACCCUGGUUAUCGGGACCUCCAUCGCGUAAAAGAGCACAUGUAUCGGCGACAUUCGCUGCCCGAGUACCAAUGCCGGCGCUGUCGCGUGGAUCUCAAGACCUCAGAAGCCCUGGAGGCGCACUCGCAGCAAUUGCAAGCGUGCACGCCAACCGUCGGCAACCAAGACGGCUUGAACCAAGAGCAGGUAAAAAGAAUGAGAAGUAAGAAAGGAACGGGGAAGAACAAGAGCGAGGGGGACAGGUGGAACGACGUUUACUCCAUUGCGUUCCCUUAUGAUCAGCAUACGCCCAGCCCUUAUCUCUACGAUACUGACGAGGAUAAAAGUGCCAGGGAGUUCAAUCUAUGCCACGAGUUCGGCGGCUUUUUAACGAGGGAGCUGCCCCCGCUUGUCGGGAGACAUUUGAGCACGGUUGGAUACCCGUUGCCCGAGUCAAUACGAGACGACAUUGAGCAAUUGGUGAGACGGUUUGUUCCUCAGCUGCAGACUUCUUUUUUAAAAGAGAUGAGUUUUGUGGCAAGCACUAGCAAUGAGCAGCCAGACAGUGCAUCAGCAACAAAUGACGCAGCCAGCUUCGUGGAGUCUACGACAACAAGACGCACUUCUGAGGACUCAGCGACGACGCUUCAACGGGACAAUACACAUGAAGACUCAGUGACAAUACUCCCAAGAGGAAGCACCUCUGAAGCGUCAAUGUCCAUGUUUCCGACAAGCAACGGCUCUCAAGAAUUAACGACAAUGCCUCAAAUUAAUUACGUCGGAGCAGAUUCGACGAUGCUACAUAAUGGGACUUUCUCUGGGCAGGGCAUGAUGAUCCCGGCAUCUCAGACGAUACCACCAUACUUUUCGCCGACAAUUGAGGAUUGGCAGGUAAUUUAUCAGCAGCUUGGCUAUGACCCAAAUCUUGCUUUGGGGUUUGGUGGGAUGAAAACUUCAUAGGAUACAAGUUCA
This is a messenger RNA of Fusarium oxysporum Fo47, 2787 nucleotides long. RefSeq lists its product as uncharacterized. The record is from RefSeq and is a predicted model, not a curated record. The transcript has 5 exons. Bases 1 to 2775 code for a protein of 924 amino acids. NCBI's taxonomy places the organism in Eukaryota, Fungi, Ascomycota, Sordariomycetes, Hypocreales, Nectriaceae.